Messenger RNA from Parasteatoda tepidariorum (common house spider), 4449 nucleotides. Its product is annotated as neuropilin and tolloid-like protein 1. The record is from RefSeq and is a predicted model, not a curated record. NCBI's taxonomy places the organism in Eukaryota, Metazoa, Arthropoda, Arachnida, Araneae, Theridiidae. Gene Ontology annotation, molecular function: protein binding.
AGGAACAUCCUUCCGUGGGUUGCGCAGUGAGCGUUGUGCGGAGGCUUGCUCUAGUAAGAUCCCGGAUGAUCUGUGUUCGUUUUUGGGCGCCUAUUCCAUCCUUCGAAAGAAUGGAUGGGGAAAUACCGCUCGUCAUGCAGUAAUACUGAGUGGACCAUGAAGAACAUCAAACCUUUUAAUAAGAAUGCUGACCGCAAACUGUAUUCCUUGUGUCAAGAAAUUCCAACAGCUUAUUGACAACCGUGUCAAGUAUCAAGCUUUUCCCGUUCUCUCAACUCCUGUAGUAUUCCUCAAAAAUAUCUGAUAGGAGUCGGUUGCUCAUUUCAUCCCAUUACUAUCUGUUUGUGCGUGUGUUGUGUGUGUGUGCGUGUGACAUAAGGCGGAGACCUUUGAUGUGGUUCUAGACACACCAUUGUCUAUGGUAAUGGUGUUGCUUCUUUUAGCGGAUGUUAGCUAUUCGGUACGCUAUUGUAUUUCCUUGCUGCUGCCCUUUGCUGCACAAGGAGCCAGCUUGAUUUACGCCACAAAAGUCCCGGCCUCUGACCUGAGUCCCGGCACGCCCCAUGUGGCUCCACCACCCUCCUCCGCCACUGCCACCUCCCCUAGCACACCACUCACAAUUGCUGCACCUUCAUAUUGAACGGAGACUCACGACCUUGUGACCGUUAGCUGCAAGUGCCUGAGUGUCUGUUGUUUGUGUUCGUGUGUGUGUAUGUGUUCAGAAAGGACUACACUUCGUCCUCAAUGGUGCUGCCCAGGGCUGCCUUUACUCAAGUAUUCGUGACAGUGAUUUUGCUCUACAGUUCUAAUAGAGUUGUUGGUAAAGAUGUUGAAGGCUUCCAUGGUGGAGACCUUACUAAAUUAGAACAAGAAAAAAUUUGUUUUAAUUUCACGGACGGAAAUCCAGAAAAACACGAGUUUUAUUCUCCAAAUUUUCCUAAUAAUUAUCCCAACAACACAAGGUGUGAACUACAAUUAAAAGCUCCUCACGGUCACGUUAUACAGCUGGAUUUUCGAGAAACGUUUCAUCUGGAGGAAUCAACAACGUGCGAAUACGAUUGGCUAGAAAUAAGGAAUGGACCUCACGGGUACAGCCCCCUCAUCAAAAAGUGCUGUGGCCACGAAUUUCCGCCCCUGCUCACAUCGAAGGACAGGUUCCUAUGGCUCAAAUUCUCCUCCGACGACAGCAUAGAAUACGAAGGUUUUAAGGCCAUCUACGAGUUCAUUAAAAUUGAAGUUGAAAGACCUCAGGCUGAAGAGUGCACCUACGAACGAGGAGGAGCUGGCGGGCUAAUAAGCCCUUCGGACGUGAGCAAAUCCAUCUUGAACUACUCCCUUACUUGGAAAGUACCUCUUGAUUGCACUUGGGUCAUUCAAGUGGAACCCGGCUGGAAGAUGUAUGUCAACUUUCAAAAAUACGAGCUGAAGCAUCCUAAUAACUGUGACCUUAACUUUAUCGACAUCUAUGAGCAGACACUGAGUGACGACACCAGAAUGGCACAGUUUUGCGGCACGGCCACUGAACCUCAAAAAUCGGACGGAAACCUAGUCUAUGUACGCUAUUUUGCACAAGCAGAAGCAAUAGAUGGGAAGUUUGAAAUCGUCUACACAGCAUUCAGAGAAUCUGAUAAAUGCAUACCAACAGAAUUCAGCUGUGACGAUGGCACAUGCAUAGACAUAUCUCUAAAAUGUAACAAAAUGUUCAACUGUAAAUAUCGAUAUGACGAAGAUGCAGCUCUGUGCACUCCUGCAAUGACAGCGAGCAGGAUGCUAACUUCAGAACAUAUGAUCACGAUACUAAUAGUCUUCUUCGCUUUAGUGGUAGCCAUGUGUGCUUCUAUAGUGAUAACAUGUUACAACAAAGUCAAAGAUCGGCGUGAAAAGAAGAGAGAAUACAAAUUGCGGCGCUCUAAAGAAGUGUCCGUAGAUGGUGAAAUGGAUAGAGUUCUCGCUAAUAUGGAUCCAAAUCUAGAGGCAGCAUUGGCAGCUCAAGCGGCUGAAAUUGGUGCAGCAAGAAGAAAAGUUCCACCUAGGUGGAUGGACGAAGAAGAAUCAAAUGGGUGUUAUGUUCCAGAGGUGGACUUAAGUAUAUUUCAUAAAAGCCCUAAUGGUGGACACAUAAUUUGCAGGGAUCGGGAGAAUAAUACUGGAGAUGGUAUUCACAUCAUUAGCAAUUCUUUCCCGGACGGCAUUAACCCUAUGUGCAAGGAACAUGGCUGCCAGAGGAGAGGCAGCUUCUCGCCACCACUGCCUCCCCCUCCACCCCCUCCUCAUGUACGUCGCACACCCAUGGAGCAUCACCACGACAAUCUUGUAUGCCAAAAACACAACACUUAUCGCUCAUACCUGGCUGAAGAGGACGAACCAGACGAUGUUGAACAGACAUCUGUAAAAGCAGCAACUGUGCCUUUGUCCCUGCCUUCGAAGUUUCGGGCCGAGGCAAUAGUCGACGAGGGACUCGACUCCAGUCGGCCACCAAGCUUCGACAGUACGAGGUCAGCCCCAGACGUCAUAGUGCACCGUUGAUGAGAACCCCAUAUCAAUUAACGUGAGAUAAAUUAUAACUAAACUGAAUAUAUUUGUACGCAUAAAACCUAAGAUGUCUUGAGCAUUAUUGCAUCGCAACUUGCAGGGACUGAAUUGACAAGAAAUGGCGCAAUCGAGGAGUUUAGGAAAUUCGACAUUCCAAAGUAGCAACCUUUCUUCCGAUGUUCUUUUCUCCGACUAUUCAUGCUGUAGCAUUUUUUGCUUGAAUAUUUGGACAGACACUAACAAAGCAGUUAGUCGAGGUAAGGGGUGGGCCCCAUCUAACCGGCCUCUGACAACCACGGCCACUCUAGUUUGUAAUAACAAGGCAUUGAAAAAAAUGAUGAGAAUGCCUAACUCAAUCAAAACUUUCAUUUCAUACUUCUUAAAUAUCUUCUAUUUCAAUAAAUUAUAGCUACUGCAAAUAAAAUUAGUCCUCAGUUACUCAUAGUUAACUAAAUUUCAGAACGAAUUUACAAGUUCAAUGAAUUUAUUAAGAAGUUCGUUGAAAGCUUAGAAUAAGCACGUUACUUUAAAGCCUAGUUGUGAUUUAUUAGCUUUUUUAAGAAGUGAUAUUUCAAGGCUAAACCUCAAUAGUACUUUUUUUAUAUAUAACUCGUAAUUUUAUGAGAAAGAUUUUAAGCCUUUCUUUAAGAGUAAGGACAAUGAGUAUUUAACAAAUAUCAGGGGAAGAAUAUAUAACUUUUGAAAGCUUUAUUCUCAUAAUAGUUAACUUUUCAUUUCAUUGAAUGUAUGCAGCAGACUAUUGUAUAUUAAACUAGUGAUAAACCAUUUUUACUAUCAGUUAUAAAAAACAAUCUAUAAGCUGAAGUCAUUUGAAUUUUUGCUCAGGUUCCAUAUAGGAAUAACAAAACAAUCAUUAAAUAUCUCAUGGGAGAAUUGUAGCUUAGGGACAUAGAAUUUCUCAUGUUAACAUUGAUAAGCUCGUAUGACGUGAUUUACCCUAUGAAAGCAUUAGUUAAACUUUUAUAAAUAGAAUAAAUGAAUAGAAUUAAUUAGGUGAGUUCUUAGCUUAUACUAUGAAACUAUCAAAAAAUGGAAGAAGCUGUAACUCAGAGGUGUGCCGUGGAUUCUCAAAAAAUUCCCAAACAACGAGUGAUUUGUUUACUUUUUGCUAACAUCUAGCCCACCCCACCGAUUAGCAAUAAACUGCUUUUACAAUGCCAAAGAUUUGAAAAAUGGUGCUACUAUCUAAUUAAAUGACAAAACACUGAACAUAUAGAGCAGAUGUAAAAAAAUUAUCUACUAUCGAUAGAUGCUUUUGAACUUUAUUCCUUGUUUUUAAUCAAGUUAUUAAAAUUAAUCCUGCUCAAAUAAAACUUUUGAGUUCCAUUUGGUGCAAACAUUAUCUUAGUUCUUCAUUUUCCACCACAGCAAGAACUAAAAGUCAGGCAGUGUCUUCCACUCAGUGAACUAACAAGUAUUAAAACUUCAACAAUGAACUAAUAAAUAAAAAAUACUUAUUGUUUUCUCCCAGUUUUCAUCAAGUUGGUUUAGUUUUUGGAAUCAUGUUUGCUUAUGGCCUGUUUUAUGAAGAUGGAAAACUUGAAGGUCUCUGAAGUAUUUUAGGAUAACAAACGAAUAUAACUGUAUAAAUGAUAAGAUGCAAAGGCUGAUCGUAUUUCUAACAAAUUUUUUACAGGAGACAGAACUUAUCCUGUUGGUCAAAGUUCUCAUCCUUUUUGGACUGCCAGAAUUCUAUGUACAAAACAAGAUUCAUAGAGAAUUAGAUCAUACUUUUAUAUAUAUGACAUCUUAGCUUGUUUAUCGAUGAAAUUCUCUUCUGUGUUUACCUUUAAGUUCAACGUCAAGAAAUACUAAAUUUAAAGGAAAAUAUUGUUCAUUAUUAUGUUUAUAAGCAUUGUUUACUAUUUUAAAUUCUAUAGAUCAAUAUAAUUUUCA